Maniola jurtina (meadow brown) is the source of this 12081-nucleotide messenger RNA. RefSeq names its product supervillin-like (gene Svil). Gene Ontology annotation, cellular component: cytoplasm; actin cytoskeleton. Gene Ontology annotation, molecular function: phosphatidylinositol-4,5-bisphosphate binding; actin filament binding. Gene Ontology annotation, biological process: actin polymerization or depolymerization; cytoskeleton organization; barbed-end actin filament capping. The record is from RefSeq and is a predicted model, not a curated record. The transcript is spliced from 26 exons. Bases 433 to 9486 code for a protein of 3017 amino acids. NCBI's taxonomy places the organism in Eukaryota, Metazoa, Arthropoda, Insecta, Lepidoptera, Nymphalidae.
UGCUAAAGAAAAACGGCCGAUUCUUGCGUCGUGAACGUGUUGUGAAAUUAUUUUGCCUACAAUUUUAUUAUUUUCGAAUUGACGAUAGAUUUAGCAUUGGUUGUUGAUUGUCUAAAUAAUAAAUUUUACGUAUUUGUAGUGUCCAGUGUUUUACAUACGUUGUUGUGUGAGAUUGCACGUUUUUUUGAGAAUUCAUAACAUCAGUCUACUUUGUUCCUGUAACCUGCCUGCCCUGUGGAUUUUAAAAGAAUACCGCAACGCCUUCAACGCCUACCUCCAAGCCUUAGCCUGUACUCAUCACUGCCAGUUAAUCCGCCCAGGAAAACGCUUGAUGUCGCCAUGCUAGACAAGACUCAUAGGUGUAAGAGCAUAAACGAUAACCAAGACGAAGACUGUUUGUGUACGUGACAGCAUCUGGAGUCUGAGGACGAUAUGAGCCAAUCAGCGGACGAGGCCCGCGCGGCCAGGAUCCAGAGGUACAAGGAAGAGCGGAGGAAGCAGCUCACCGCUAGAACAGCCACUUUGUUCUCCGCUAACGUUACAGAAAGGCGUCCAAAGAAAGCAGCUACUCGGUCACCUUUAGAAAAUACUGUUACGAACCUCAAGUCUUCCUCAGAAUUAAACUUGAAUACAGCUUCAACUUCAGUGCCUAUAAGAACUACGCGAACGUCGCGCCUGAGAGCUGCCGCGGCCAUCAGUUCGGAGUCCUGCCAGUUGACGAAAAAAUCACCCAGAAGCUCUUCGGUGCAAAAUCUGUUAGAAGAUGAAAAAAACAAAACACCAAAAUCCGCCAAAAUUAUAGAUAGAGACAAAACUCGACCAAAUUCCAAUAGAAGGCAAAGUCAUGAAAAAGAAAAUUUGAAAAGCGCGUCGACAACAUGCUUUCCUGAGAAAGAUAAUGGUGCUAUUAGAUCGAAACUUAAACAUUCCACUAAUAAAAAUAUUUUAGAAAAAGACAAAAGUAAUUGUUUAGUCAUUAGUCCUAAAGGAAAAAACGUUGGCGAAAAGAAUAGUUCAAAAGUAGAAGAGAAGAAAUCUAAAGUGUCUGUGACUGAAGAAAUUAAAGUAGAUAGCAUAACGGAUGACGAUAAGAAUAUUGAUGUUGAUGACAUAUUGAAUGAUAUUCUUGGUAAUAAAAGUAAUUCCAGUAGUUCAGAGAGAGAUAGGUUCGAUGUUUUAUAUAAUGAUUUGAUUGUUGAUAGUAAGAAAGUUGAAAUUCAAGUUAACGAUGUUCCUGUAGAAGAAAAGAUUUCGCCCCAAGAAAAGGCGGUCAAAAGUAGUCACAAAAAUUCAUACAUUCCCGUUAAAGAAGCGACACCUGUUGGUAAAAUUGAUGACAUUGUGAAAGUGGAAAAAUGCGGUGUGCCAAAAAAUGUGAAGACUGAAGUGGGGUUAUUAGGUGCUGUGUGUGUUCGUAAAGUAGAAAGAUUUAGUGAAUUGCUCAGUAAUCUGUGUUCUCCGUGUGAAGCUGAUAUCUUGUUUGAGGACAUUCUUGUCGAAAAUGGGAUCGAUGGUGUUAACAGCCCGCGUGCCAAAGCACCAGAAUGCACGCCACCAUGUCGCCGCGCGCAGGUCUUUCCGCGUGUGGCGAGCACGCCGAAGCGCGCGCCAGUCCCAACGCCGGUCGACGCAGACGGAACUGCUACGAAAUCCAGAAACCGUCGGUCCUUAGAAGCGCCUCAUUCUAAGAUCGAAACUGCACUACAGUCUUCCAAAGUAUCGCCUAAAAAUAACUCAAAUGCACAUUUCGGAUUCAAAUCCAUUUCCAUAAAAUCUUCAUCAAACAAAACUCCUGAAAAACGCCGUAGUUCUGAUAGUGGCAACGCUAAGCCAAGUUGCAUUCCUUUGUCCAAAAAAACUCCAGAAAAACAAAAUUCGAUAUCUCCAGUUAAACACGAAUCAAUCAGAGAAGCAAAUUUGAAAGUAGAUAAUUCUAAAGCAAAACUGGAGUUUCGAAAUAGAUGUUUUCGAAGAAGCCCUGACAAAACAAAAAGUGAUUCAGAAAACUCGCGAAACGAUAGAAUACAACGAGCUCAAAAAGAUAAUGAAAGUCUUAACGAAAAAUAUCAUAAUUCAAAGAAAAGACUGACUAGUUUAGAUAAUUCUUCGAAAGACGGUAACGAUACUAAAAACAUAACUAGUAAAAUUUUAUCAAAUGAUAGUUCUAAUGCGAAAUUUAACGUGGAUUCGAACGUUGGUGAGUUAAAUAAAUCAAAAGCUGGCAAUAAAAUGUCUACACUCCACGAAACUGUGAGACCACAUGCGAGCUCCCGACUUUCGCAAGAGAUGGACAACUUAGCUGCUUUGACUAAACAAACUUUAGAUAGAGUUAAUAAAUUAUCGAAUAACUUAACUAGUAAUAAGGUUCAUGUGACUUUGACUGAGACUCCUCGUUAUGAUACUUUAUUUACAUCAAGCCCUGACUCAAAAUUUAGUAACCAUGCCUAUAAUUACGGCCUUGUCAAUGAAAGACCAGUUGUAAGUAGAGGAGUCGCAGAAAGAUUAAACGAUAUUGACACGGCGGGUCAGAGGCUUAUCGACUUUGAAAAACAAAGUGCAAUGUUUUCUGAUCUCAAUAAUGAUUCGUCUAGUCAAAAUCGCCGUCUCGAUACCUCGUCGACGUUUCACCAUACGCCUGUGUCAAUAUUAAAAAGAAAGUCACUUCACGAAGAGAGCAAUACUGCGAAUAUUCCCAACCAUACGAUAACCACUCCACCUGUCACGUUUUCACCUAGCGUGGUCGAACCACGUAAUGGUCACUCUGGGCGUCAGGGUAUUUUAAAGAAACGACGUAGUUUGGAUGAAUCACAAGUAGCAAGACGAAGGUCUUGCAGCCCGGAAGUGUCAUUUGCUGAAGAUGGUUCUCCUAGUAAACCCAUCUUAAAAAAUAGAAGGUCGUCCUUGGAAGACGUUGUAAGAAAUAGAUCUCCAGAUGGGCAAAUACAAGGAAUUUUAAAAAGAAAAAUGAGCCGAGAAGAAGACCACUUAAAUGACAAUGACAUUUCACAUGGUUCUCCCGAGCCACAUGGAAUUUUAAAAAGAAAAUCAAAUUCAAGCUCUAGUAGUAGUACCACAUCCUCUCACGUAUCGAUUGCUCAGGCUGUGCUGCUAGCAGCUGCGGGUGGCGCUGAACUCGUCGAAGAAGACAAAGAAACCGUGAGGCCUAUACUCAAGAAAAAGAGUUUUUCUGAAGAACGGCCUUCUCCAGAUAUUUUACUACCAGAGACACCGAAACCCAUACUAAAAAAGAAAUCGACUGAACACGAUGAUUACGACUUCGAUCUUCCGAAAAAACCAAUACUUAAAUCAUCGAAAAAGCUGUCUGGGGAUGAAGGACAUACUUCUAGUUUCGAUAUAAGCGAAGACGACCGAAGUUCCCGAAGACCGUCCUUACUUAGAUCGCGGACUUCUGACCAUUCUGGCUCAGAAUGUGAGGCGGCAGUCAAACCGAUUUUAAAGCAGAGAGGCUCAAGUCUAACCAGGGAACGCAGCCAAUCGCCGCGCCCACGGCUCUCAUUCUGUGCAGACAACGAUGUAAAUAUUAGUGCGACAAAUUUUAGUAGUGAUGCGAGCGACUUGUUGGCGGCUGGACCGCGGCGUGUCAUAAAUCUCGCUGCCGACCCGGAAGAAAGUUUCCCGAGUGCAGUGAUUCGUCGGCGAAAUCAACGACCGAAAGCGAAUCCCCGGUCAAUGAGCUUAGUGUGUGACGUGAAUGACGAACUUAUUUCGAUUUUAAACAAUCGCCGCCUGAAAGUGGAUGAGGACUGUGAAAACGGCAGUAGUGAUUGGGAUAGGGAUAAAUCGGACAUUGAAAGCAAUCGUAAAUCUUUUCCAUCAAUAGCUUCCCGAAUAAAGAGCAUGGAAGAAGCUCUAACUAAAGACAAUUUUUUGAAAGAUCAACCUUCGACAUCGAAAUUGAAAAAUCGUGAUAAAGAGCGCCACAAAACUCAACCAGUUACCAUAGAUGAAAUGAGAUCAGUAACUUCAAGUUUGGAGCCGAGCCAAGCGAAUUUCCAAGCGUUCGGCAUCGCGGGCUGUAGUUUUCCGAGUUGUUCCGUCGAGUCCGGUGCUGUUCCUUCAGACCAGGGCCCCUACGUGGGAGAACCCGAGCGAGAUCCUUUCGCUGACCCAGACUUUCCCCCGUACGACUCCAACCUAUUUAGUGAGAAGCUGCCCUUAGUCAACGGUGCUUUAAAACAUGUCAAAGCCAAGGACGAUAGCUUCGGCGAGGCAACGUUUCUAGAAUUCGAAAAAAUUUGCAGCAAUGGAAAACAAUCUACUCUGGAUGAAAUCGAGCAAGAAGUAAACAAAGUGCGCGUCGCUCUAGACGAAGACAGCCGUGCCUUGGACGAGGACGAAAGCAAUCAAGCGGAGGCAGACAAUUGGAGCUUGAACGUGUCCUGCGACAGCGGCGUUUACAAUCGCGCCUCAUCCCGCGACUCCGGCCCUCACUCCGGCGAGGAGUUGGGCUUGAUCGAGAGUCAGGAAAUACAAGCCAACCACGCGACCAACAGCAGCAACGAUUGGUCAUCGACAUCUUUAGAUCAGAGUAUUAUUUUCAAUAUGGAUCGCGUGAGGAAGUCCACUGAGAACGAAGCUCUUCGGAGUCCGGAUGAAAGGGGGAGCGAUGAAGACAAUGAGCAUUCCGGAUUUGCUCUGGGCUUAGUGAAAAGCAACAGUGUGGUCGCUCGAGCCAGCAUGUGGCAACAGUUACAACAACAAGCCAAAGGCUCACCGAAACCGCUGAUUCGUCACAGUCGCUCAAAGGUAAAGGAGGGACCUCCAGUGGUGGAGCGGUUCAGCACGCAAGCAGUUCCUGAUAUAUCCCCCGAACCCACCAGCCCUAAGGAAGCAUUCUCUCUCAUUCAAUCCAAAAGCACUGCCAAUGUGUUAGACAGAGACGAAGAUGCUAAGCUAGACGAGGACGAUCCGGCCAAGAUGUCUCUCGCCGAGAAGAUGAAGAUGUUCAACUCGAAGUUGACGCACAAACCUCCCGUUGCCGGACUACCGAGGUCUAAGGAAGAGAGAGUGCCUCGAGCGUCGAGGCUCAGAACGAUGCCGGUCCUCGCGAGUCAAGUCCAAGAGGCGUUGGACCAAAACGAAAGGAUGUCCAAAUCCCUCACCCACGAGGACGUCCCACGUUGCAAUGAUUUUCAACUAAAAAUGGAACUGUUCCGAUCGGCGAGCGCAAAGAACACAUCUUUAGCGUAUCUAAUGAGGCAGAACUCGAAGUUUAGAAGCUUAGACGUGGAAGACGAUACGCCAGCGCAAAGGAUGAUAACGCCCGAAGUGAGGGGCAUCUUAAAGUCUGGAUUAACUGUGGUGCCUUCAAAGCCGACUUUGGCUAAGGGCGAGAGCUCUGAGGGUCUUAAAGACGAAGGCAUCGAUAGUUCAUCAGACGAAUCCGCAUCUGCAUCCAGCGUGUCGUCGUCAGAGAAGAGCUGCUCCUCAUCAGAUAGUUCCGACGAAGUGCCAGAGAAGCCUAGAAGGUUCCAGAGAAAGAAUAACAAACUAAAAGCCUCUAGAACCGAGUCAGAUAUCGUCAAACUAAACCACGAUCCAUUCCCACGAAAGAUCCAACUACCAGGUGCAAAUGAGUUGAAGGAGCGUAUCGCCCAAGCGAAAAAUCCAGAUGUUAAAAUCCCUAUAUUAGCUAAACUUGGCAGGAAACCAGCUGAAGAGGUGAAAAGCGACGAUGAUAAAGCCAGAUAUAGGAGAUUUGUCAAAAAAAUCGACGAACCUUUACAAUUGGGUAAACUUCGACGGCCGAUGGAAAAAACUUCUUCUGUAGAGGAAAAGCCACCGAUAUUGAAAAUCUCGGCGUUGAAUCAGGCGGCGAAGAAUAAGUUCUUCGGCUUGGAAACCGAGAAGAAGGAGAAAAGUGUUGACGAAAUGGCCGCUGCUGUUAAAAAAUACAUUCCACCCAUGAGCAAGUCGAUAUCCCACCACGCGAUGGAAAUUGGCGGCUCGGGCAGUGACGGCGAGAGCAGCGGCGGCCGCGAGGUGCGACACAUCAACAUGAGACGCCACAGGUUUGGCGCCGGGGUGCAACGGAGCGCCACCCAAGCUGACAUGCCGAACCGAGGGGGCACAAUCGCUGAAAGAUUGGCGGCUCUUCAGGCGGCGGGCGCGAACGACUGGCGGGCGAGGGUGUGCCGACUGAGCCCCGACCGGGAAGACAGCAAGGCGAUAGAGCGAGCCAAGAAUAAGAUCAAUGAAUCAUUGAAUGCAGCUGUCGAUGAUAAGAAGAAGGUGCUCAUUGAUGACAGUGAAUUAGGGUCUAACAUUCUUGCCGAUCGAAGAACCAAACUAGAAACAGCUGCACAGGGAUGGCGAAAACGUGUGCCACAGAACGACGCGUCGCUGUUCACGGUAGCGGGGCGCCUGGAACGCGACAAAGUUACGACCGCGACACCUCCGAUCACGCCGCCGCCCGCCACCACCCCGCCGGCGUCCUCGCCCGUCGUCACGCCGGCUGUACCACCGCCGAACAGAUUCAGAUCUCGCAAAGCUCCCACAUCCCCUACCAACGGUUUUGCAUCGGGACCACUACGAUCAGCAUCAUGUGCGGUCAUGAGUGCAGUUGUCGACAACAAGCCCAAAGAAGCGCCCAAGAUCGACCGCGAGUCAUUCAAACGGAGCCAUUCUGUGAGCGAGAGCAUCAGUCGAGUCGACGAGAAGGAAGAAAUAUCACCAGGGGCGGAGAAAUCUGGGUGUCACGUCAGAGUUCCGCGGGCGGACGACGAGACGUUCCAGGCUUUCUUCGCGCCCGCGCUGCAGCAGGAGAUCAUCCUGACAGCGGACGUGGAAGUCGAUCUGGACGCCAUCGACAGUGGUUCUAGACAUUUACUAACAAGCGAAUGGGCGCGGCGAGCCAAGCGCGAGAGGCGGCACGCUGCGUCGCGCAACCCGCUGCGAGCGCUGGCCGCGCGGACCGACUUGCGGGAGGAGUACCUCGCGCAGCCGCUCACCAUCCGCGACCAGUUGAUUAAGGAGAAAAUAACAGCCAACUGUGGUCUAGCGGCGGAGGCGUUAGCGGCGCUCGCGAGUAAGGAGGACUUUUCCAACGUCGCCCUGCGGAGUGCGUCGGCUACCAACAUCCCCAGCCAAGGCACUAAGCCACUCAUGAUGCUGCAGGUUAAGGGACGAAGACGAGUGCAGACUCGUCUGGUGGAGCCCGUGCACACGAGUGUGAACCGCGGCGACUGCUUCCUGCUGCUCACUUCCGAUCAGCUCUUCCAGUACAUUGGACUCUAUGCCAAUGUUAUUGAAAGAAAUCGGAGCACAGAUAUCGCACAACAUAUACUGAAUACGAAGGAUCUCGGUUGCAAAACCUCAAAUGGACUAAUUAAAAUAGAUGAACAAACCAAAAAUUUCUCAAACAAACAUUGGAACCAAUUCUGGUCUCUACUCGGAGUUACCGAGGGAAUAGAGGAGUACAAACCGGUGGAAACUGGCUGUGCUGACGAAGAUGAAAUCUUCGAGUCGUGCAUCGUACAAACGAAUAUGUGCUACGAAGUGAUAGACGAUGAACUAGUGCCAAUUAAAGAGUAUUGGGGUCAACUACCAAAGAUUGCCAUGUUGCACCAAUCCAAAGUCAUCGUAUUCGACUUCGGCUCAGAAAUGUAUAUUUGGUAUGGGAAAAACGUUCCCCUGGAAAGCCGAAGACGGGCUGCACAGCUAGCACAAGAACUCUUCGAUGAAGGUUACAACUAUGAAGAAUGCCAUAUAAAUCCUUUGAAUGCUGCUGCGUAUCAAGGCGCUAGAGAAGAAUCAAAUACAACCAUCAAAUCUGCCAAAACCAGACCAGAAUGGGCAAUACUGUCCAAAGUCACUCAACAUAUGGAAACUAUUCUGUUCAAGGAGAAAUUCCUGGAUUGGCCGGAUUACAGCCGCGUAAUCAAGGUCAAACUGCAGGAGUACAAAUCCAACAGUACCGAAAUCAACCCUUGUGAUGCUGAAGAAAUGUGGUCCAACGAAUACCAAGACCCUGAUCUCAUAUUAGAAGGGUCUCAUGUCGGUCGUGGAACACAAUAUUACGAUAAAGAGUCGAUGCGCCACUACGAUAUUAAGACCAAAUCUGUUUGCAAGUGGGUUAUACAAGAGUACGACUAUCAGAAAGUCGACAACGAAGAGGAGAUUGGAGAAUUUUUCUCCAGUGACAGUUAUAUUAUCAGAUGGGAGUACCAAAUUACGGUUACUGGUCGCGAACUAAACGGAAAACCGUCGAAACACAACUUGACCGGUAGAGACCGUUGUACGUAUUUCUGCUGGCAGGGCAAAGACGCUUCCUCCAACGAAAAAGGUGCUGCAGCUUUACUUACUGUAGAAUUAGAUAGGGAAAAGGGACCUCAAGUGAGAGUAGCUCAGGGCAACGAACCGCCUGCGUUUUUGAAUCUCUUCCAAGGAAAAUUGGUGAUUCACCAAGGCAAGAAAGGAACAGACAAAAGCCGAUACCGAUUAUUCGUAACUCGGGGCAAUCUUUCUAAUGAAGCCUAUAUGCUACAAGUUUCGUGCUCAGUGCGGCAAUUGCGAAGCCGCGGGUCGUUAAUUCUAGUCGAUACAGAAAAGUCGUGCGUAUACGUUUGGCACGGAUCGCGAAGUAUGAAGCACACAAAGCAGAUAGCUGUUGAACUCGCGAAUAAGUUAGUAGCUCGAAAGAGUUACUUGUUCGGAAGCGAAGAAGUAAAGAUCUCUGAAAUGAAAGAAGGCGAGGAAUCCAAGGAAUUUCUGGACGGUUUGGGGGUGACCAACAAACAGUACUAUAGUUCUGUCCUCAGCGGGACGAAGGAUUGCGGAGGGGAUACGACGGCUAGGCUGUUCCACUUCACGGACCUUGGGGGUCAAUUCGAGGCCAAUGAGGUGCUGUCGCCGCUCCGGCAUGAGACUCUGGCGACACCCUUUCCUUUUGAACAAAAGGAGUUGUAUUUGGCUUCGCAGCCAGCUCUGUUCAUGCUAGAUGACGGCGAGUGUGUGUGGGUGUGGCAGGGCUGGUGGCCGCGCGGGGAGGACGGGGAGCUGGAGCCCGCGGAGAGGAACACCGGCGUAGGAGCGUUCGCGGGUCGAUGGCAAGCGAUGCGCGCGGCCGCCCUACGCACAGCUGACGCGUACUGGCGCGUGUCUCGGCCCACUCGGCCCGACGUGCGCGUCGUGGCCGCGGGGCUCGAGCCGCACUCCUUCACCGCGCUGUUCGACACGUGGGCCGAGCACGACGAGGCCGCUGAGGCUAACAUCGCGCACGGCUACAAGGCGGGCGAGGUGGUGAGCGGCGCGGUGGAGCUGUCGCGGCUCACGAGCUGCGACGCGGUGCUGCCGCUGGCCGCGCUGCAGCGCCGCCCGCUGCCCGACCACGUCGACCCGCACCACCUCGAGAGACAUCUCUCUUCGCCUGAUUUCCUGGAGGCAUUCGGCAUGACCAAAGAGGAGUUUUCAGUGCUACCCGCAUGGAAACAGACCAACAUGAAGAAGGACGUUGGUUUGUUUUGACCCGUCGGCCAUCUUGAGUUGUGUCCCACCAAUGCGAUCGCAGCGUCGUCCGCCAUUGCGGCCUGAUGGUCCUUCGAGCCGGAGUCGCGGCCUAGUGGUCCUUCGAGCCGGAGUCGCGACCAUAGUGUAGAUAUUUUGUACAACUGUUAUGCGUCUCAAAUUAGAAUAAGACAGGUCUUUUGACAUGUUUAUAUUAUGUAAGUUGGUUGUUUCAGUCGCACUAUGUUAGUUAUCUCACUCACACAGGCGUGCGUAUAAAUAUAACCGGUAAAGUAUGGAAAAAUACAAAAAAGUGUUUUAGAAGUAUUCCCCCAUUUCUUCACUUCCUAAAAAACUUUUUAGUUUUUCCGCUACACUUGAAAACUUUCUUUGUAUUCCUUGUCUUGUCGAAAUUUAAAAAUAUAAAUAACCAUUAUCGUUCCGUAAUUUCAUACUAAUUUUCCUCCUUUAUAAAUAAAAAUUGAUCAUAUUACUUCCUACUUUUUUAUACAGUAUUAUGUAUUUGCCGAUUUUUUGCCGUUACUAUUAAAGUUGUGUGAUCGAGUGAAGUCAGCCAACGGCCCUUCCUAUUGUGGUUUAAGACGCACCGUACAGUUAUUUCGUACUUUUUUACUGAGGAAUGUCUGAAAGGAUUUGAUAGAGGUUAAGGAGCACGCUUUACCACAAUAAUUAUAGCGAUGGAGAAAAAAAAAAUGUUUAAGUACUAACGAAAUGUAACUAUGUAUUCGUUGACGUGAUAUUUUUGUGUAACCGUCGUAGUUUAGGCGCGUAGUAACGCGAUAGGAUUUGAAGUUCGGAAUUGUAUCGAAUGUUGUUAUAUUUGUCGCAUCCAUUGCAUGGUAUCAUUGACAUUGGUGUUGAUUCUGAUGUAUUUCUCUGAACUGAAUUUAAAGUAUCUGCGUCCCUUUCUUUUCAAUAAAUCUAAAAAAAGACGGUAAAUGAAUUCUAAAUUAACAACUUUUUUUGUGCUGUACCUUAAACACUAUGCUCAAGACUGACUCCUAAAGUCAUGAGGUUUGACAGUUUUAAAUUAAAAUUUGUUUGUCUGUCCUUUUCUUGGCAAAAAAAGAUGCGAAUACUCUAAAAUUUACUUGCCAUCGGAAUCAGUACCACUAUACAAACAAGACUCCCAAUCGUUAAAAAUAAAAUUCUUCAAAAAUGUUCUAACAGCUGUGACAAAUUCACUCAAAAGACUUUAUUGUACUAUGAUAAAGUGCAAUUUCAAAUGUUCAAAACUGGACAGAAAAAUUAUCCCUUGUAGCCGCGUGAGCAUUUGAUUGUGGAUUCUUGCUGAUAUAGUAAGUCAAUGCAUGGUAUAUAUUAAUUUUGUUUUAUUUACUAGCAUACUAUCACACUAGCGAAUUUUUUCUCGACAAUAGCGCAUUUAGCACACAGAUGCGUUGGCACGCGGAAGCGAAACGAUAAGCAAUUUUAUGUUUAUGACACUGAGGUACACCGCGUGCGAAUGUAUAGGUGUGCUAAAGUUGUAAGAUUUUAUGUAGGAAUACCAUUAUAUUAUUAUAACGAAAUUUUAAGGCGAAAGCAUACUUAUGAAGAGUGACGCGAUUCGAUAGAAGACACGUCAUGCCAUCUAAUAAAAUCUUAGUAUUUUCUUCAAUCAUCUCACAACUUAUUUCUAAUUAUAGAAAACUGCCCUUAAAGAUACAUUAAAUAAAGAAUUAAUUAAAUUCUAGAUCAAGAAUUUAGACAAAAAAUCGAGGCAACUGAUUAGAAAUUUGGAAAAAAUAAAUUGAUAGUGUGAUGUUAUGCUUACUAUAGUUUUUUUUUGUAUAUAGUUGUUUUGUUUGUUUAUUUAUUGUUUUUUAAGACCAUAUUUUCUUGAAUUUUUUCUUGUACCGUAACCGCAUAUUUACUUUUUAAUAAAAAAUAUUUGUAACAUAUUGUAGAUGUAUUUUCACUUCUUUUUUUAUUUAAAUUAUUGUAUAAUAUUAUUAAUUUAAAAAAAAUCGCAUGGAUAUGACAAAGUGGCAAUGUAUACUAAAAGUGAUAUUUUUGUAUUUCGCGUUCCUGUUUCAUCAAAAAAAUACCUCGUAACUUUAGUGUAGCAAGAAAAAAGUUGCCGCGACGUUAUUUUCUUUGUGAACCAAACGCGAAAUGUUUGUAGUAUAAUCGAGUAUCUGGUCGAAAUAAUGUUUUUAAAGCGCUAGAUAACGGAUACUUCUAUUAUAUACGCUUUAGGGUAGGCUUUUGUAGUCUGUGACGUCAGAAAAUAGUGCAAAUACCGAUUUUGUGAUAUCUGUUGAACAAUCCGCGUGCGUUCAUACAUGGUGUUUGCGUUUAUUUUCACGUCACAGGAGUUCUAUACAUUUUAACACAUCACAUAUCUUAUCUACUCAUUAGCUACAAUUUUUUACUGAGCGUUGGUGGACCAUGUUGAACAAAUUGUUGACUUGCAACUAGUGGCGUGCUCUCCGUAAAGACAGACAGGCAGGGCAUACCAUGAUUAUUUCAUCAGUUAUUACUAUCCAUUUUGCAUCAAUAUUUUUGGUAAAUCUCAAAUAGAAAUAACUGAGUUUAACGGUAAAAAUAAAAAUAUAUGAAUGAAAUCAUGGAAUCUGUUGACUAAAUUUUUAA